CAUCCCGCUUAUCCUACGCCGCUCCCGCCUUAUCCUGCGCCUUACGAGGGUUUAUUGAGAUCCACCGUUAAAUUCGAGCGGAUUAGGCUAUGAUUCAGCCCUUCGGAGGCUGAAUCUUAUCAAUUCUCUCCUUUUCUGGGGAAUUUCUUUCUAUUUUUAGCCGUUUAUUCGUUCAUAAAUCAAGAUUUAGGGAGCCUGUAUAGAGUUUGGUUCGAAUCUCUUCGAUUUGGAUAGGAGGAAGAGGCACUUGGAGUUCACAUUAGUAAAAGAAGAGAACUUUUUUUUUUAUAAUGAUGGAAGCAACUGCUGCUUUGAGCUUUCAAUCGUGUUCUUUGAUCGGCGGAGAGAAAAGAGGGCGAAAAUCUUGGGAAAUUUUGAGGUUUUCACCAGGUCUUGGUGAAGAGAGGAGGAUUCAAGCGGUUAAUUUGCGCCAAUCAAAGUUGAGGACUUGUUCGGUUAGGGCAAAGGGCCAUGAGUCGAAGAUUUGUUGCAGUUGCAAGAAAUCUUGGGCUGGAGAAUUAUCCAACUUGCAUUCCUCAGUCGAUGAAGCACUUAUCUUAAAGCGCAAAUCUGAGGAGGUCUUACCCGAAUUAAAUGGACAGUGCAUAUACCUAGUUGGAAUGAUGGGUUCUGGGAAAAGUACUAUUGGAAGGAUUUUAUCGGAAGCUUUAGGAUAUUCUUUCUUUGAUAGUGACAAGUUAGUAGAGGAGGCUGUUGGCAUGUCUUCGGUUACUGAUAUAUUCAAGGAGCAUAGUGAGGCUUUCUUCAGAGAUAGUGAGAGCAAAGUACUGAGAGAUUUGUCUUCUAUGUGCCGAUUAGUUGUUGCAACUGGAGGGGGUGCUGUGAUUCGACCAAUCAACUGGAAGUAUAUGAAACAAGGGAUAACUGUAUGGUUAGAUGUCCCCUUGGAAGCUCUUGCAAAGCGUAUUGCUGCUGAUGGGACAGCUUCACGUCCUCUUUUACCCCAAGAACCUGGUGAUCCUUACACAGAGGCUCUGGCACGACUGUCGGCGCUGUCUAAAGAAAGGGGUGAAGAUUAUGCCAAUGCAGAUGCAAGAGUUUGCCUCCAGAAUAUUGCAGACAAGCAGGGCCAUGGGGAUGUUUCUAUAUUAACACCAACGGCGAUUGCGGUUGAGGCACUUGUAAAGAUCGAUAGCUUUCUAACUGUGGAUGUUCCAGCCAGUCAGAGUACCUUACCGAGGGUGAAAGGAUGAAUAAUCUUUGUGUUGCAUCUGCUCCCUCAUCAUAGUAAAAUCUCUGGAGAAAAUGUGUGUGUGUUUGAUUUUGGUCAAUAUCAAAGAUUUCAUUACCAGCACAAAAUGUUGUGUCGGCUGCGUAUAAAUGGAAAAUAAACCUGUAGCACAGUAGAGGUAACUUCCCUCUGUACUGUAUAUUGUGGUAAUAAAAUUAUAUUAUUCCAGUGAGUUACA
Molecule: messenger RNA, 1430 nt
Organism: Asparagus officinalis (garden asparagus)
Lineage: Eukaryota; Viridiplantae; Streptophyta; Magnoliopsida; Asparagales; Asparagaceae
Product: shikimate kinase 3, chloroplastic-like
Exons: 10
Coding region: 291-1214 (307 amino acids)
Cellular component (GO): chloroplast
Molecular function (GO): shikimate kinase activity
Source: RefSeq, a predicted model, not a curated record